Messenger RNA from Abrus precatorius (Indian licorice), 1098 nucleotides. RefSeq names its product 3-methyl-2-oxobutanoate hydroxymethyltransferase 1, mitochondrial-like. Lineage: Eukaryota; Viridiplantae; Streptophyta; Magnoliopsida; Fabales; Fabaceae. Gene Ontology annotation, cellular component: mitochondrion. Gene Ontology annotation, biological process: pantothenate biosynthetic process. The record is from RefSeq and is a predicted model, not a curated record. Gene Ontology annotation, molecular function: magnesium ion binding; 3-methyl-2-oxobutanoate hydroxymethyltransferase activity. Bases 1 to 1098 code for a protein of 365 amino acids. The transcript is spliced from 5 exons.
AUGGCUUCACUCAAGUCUCUCAUCAGAGCAACCACCACCAAGCCUUCCUUGUCUCUUUUUAGACACAUUGUGUGCAUAAGCAAUGUCCCUGAAACUGAAAACAAGGCGUAUUCAGGACUCAUAUCCCAUGAUCCUAAGAGCCAGAGAGUGACACUGAUCCAACUGAGGCAGAACCACAGAAAGUCCAAACCCAUCACUAUGGUCACUGCCUAUGAUUACUCAUCGGCAGUGCAUGUAGAUGAGGCUGGUAUUGAUAUUUGCCUUGUUGGGGACUCAGCAUCAAUGGUAGUUCAUGGACACAACACUACACUUCCUGUCACGCUUGAGGAAAUGCUUGUGCAUUGUCGUGCUGUGGCUUGUGGGGCUAAAAGACCUUUUCUUGUUGGAGACUUGCCAUUUGGGACAUAUGAAUCCAGUUCCAAUCAGGCUGUGGAAGCAGCAGUUCGUAUUUUAAAAGAAGGAGAAAUGAAUGCCAUAAAACUAGAAGGAGGGUCUCCUUCAAGAAUUGCUGCAGCAAAAGCUAUUGUUGAAGCUGGAAUAGCUGUGAUGGGGCAUGUAGGGCUUACUCCCCAAGCAAUUAGUGCUUUAGUGGGGUUUAGACCUCAAGGAAAGAAUGUUGCUAGUGCUGUCAAGGUUGUGGAGACAGCAUUGGCUUUGCAAGAAGCAGGGUGCUUUUCUGUUGUUCUAGAAUGUGUCCCUGCGCCAGUUGCGGCAGCAGCAACAGCAGCACUUCAAAUUCCUACAAUUGGAGUCGGAGCUGGUCCCUUUUGCAGUGGACAGGCGCUAGUUUACCAUGAUCUGCUUGGUAUGCUACAACACCCCCAUCAUGCAAAGGUUAAUCCAAAAUUUUGUAAGCAGUAUGCACGUGUUGGAGAUGUCAUCAACAAUGCCUUGUUGAAGUAUAAAGAAGAUGUGAUAAAUGGUUCAUUUCCUGAUGCUGACCAUAGCCCUUACAAAAUCAGUGAAACAGAAGCUGAUGGUUUCUUCAAUGAGUUGCAAAGGUUAGGUUUGGACAAGGCUGCAUCUGCAGCAUCUGAAGCUGUUCAGGAGAUGGAUGCACCAAAAUCUUCGAGAGAAUUACACGUCAUGGCCAUAUAG